AUGCCGCCGAAGCUUCCAAUUCUUGUCAGUUCGGCAGCAGCGUCAAUACUUCUGGCGCACUACACGCCUGCCUACGCUCCAGGCUCGCGUCUCCAGACUUUCUUCCUCAUCGCCUUCACAGAGUUUAUCGCGUGGGCCACAUGGCGAGUGGUCAUAUACCCUAAUUUCUUCAGCCCCUUGAGAGAUCUCCCUGAACCUUCGGGGGCCAGUUGGUGGAAUGGCCAUGCAUCCACGAUAAUGGCACAGCCAUCAGGUCAUCCGAUGCGUGAAUGGAUAGAUACGAUUCCAAAUGAUGGCAUCAUUCGCUACACCAACUGGUUCAAUUCUGAGAGGGUGUUCUUGACCAAUCCAAAGACUCUUGCUGAGGUCCUUUCAAGCAAGAACUACGAGUUCAUCAAGCCAGCGCAUUUCCUUGACAUCAUUGGCAAGAUUCUAGGCAUCGGAUUGUUGUUCGCAGAGGGCGAUGAACAUAGAACUCAACGCAAGAAUCUCAUGCCCGCCUUCUCAUACAGACACAUCAAAGACCUUUAUCCCGUGUUCUGGUCGAAGUCAAAGGAAAUGGUCGAAAGAAUGUCUAUCGCAAUGCAAGACUCGUCUACCCAGGAUGGGAGCUCUGCCAAUGUCGUCGAAGUCAGUGACUGGAGCAGCCGAGCUACAUUGGAUAUCAUUGGAGUUGCCGGAAUGGGGCGUGAUUUUGAAGCUCUCCAGAACCCAGACAAUGAACUGAACAAGACUUACAAGACUAUCUUCCACCCACCCAAGUCUGCCAGAUAUAUGCAGGUCGCCGGCAUGUUUUUGCCUCGCUGGUUCCUCAAGAAUCUGCCGCUCAAGCGCAAUGACGAGAUCUCAGAGGGGUCUGCUCUGAUCAAACAGACGUGUCGCGACUUGAUUGCUGCAAAGAAGAUUCGCAUGGAGAAGGGUGCUGCAGAUGAGACCGACAUCCUUAGUGUCGCUCUGAGAAGCGGAAGCUUUGACGACGAGAACCUUGUCAGCCAGAUGAUGACUUUCCUUUCAUCCAUGCAAUGGGCUAUCUACAUGUUGUGUCGCCAUCCCGAGGUACAGACGCGCUUGCGUGAAGAGGUACAUUCGAAACUGCCUUCGGUGCGCGAUCCUCAGGCCCAGAUCACGGCUGCCGAUAUCGACAACUGCCACUAUCUUCAAGCAGUCUGCAAGGAGACUCUUCGUCUCUGGGCUCCUGUGGCUCUAACCAUGAGAGUCGCUGCUCAGGAUGAGACUAUCGGUGGGCAUCCCAUCCCCAAGGGAACGCUCGUUGUCCUCGCUCCACUGGCAAUCAACUGUAGCAAACACCUUUGGGGUGACGAUGCCAUGGAGUUCAAGCCUGAACGCUGGUUGACGGAUGGCGUCAGCAACAAGAACGGCGGUGCCGAGUCCAACUACAGCUUCAUGACCUUCCUUCACGGGCCAAGAUCGUGUAUCGGUCAAGGAUUUGCCAAUGCCGAGUUUGCUUGUCUUCUUGCAGCCUGGUGUGGCAAGUUUGAGACGGAGUUUGAAGACAGGGAUUACGUUCUAGAAGUCAAGAGCGGCAUCACUUCUCGACCCAAGAAUGGUUUACGGGUCAAGUUGACAGAGGUUGAAGGAUGGUAG
Molecule: messenger RNA, 1605 nt
Organism: Aureobasidium vineae
Lineage: Eukaryota; Fungi; Ascomycota; Dothideomycetes; Dothideales; Saccotheciaceae
Source: the annotation of a GenBank genome assembly